ACUCACAUAGAUCGACACCUACGUGGUACCCGACGCAAGUCUACUUGGUCGACAAGGUGAUCCGCAGUGGUAUCCGUGUACCACGAAGCUGUGGAUUAUUCUCGAUCGUACCAUUGAGCACUGUGAUCGAAAAGUGCAUCGGAAAUUGAUUUCGGAUAACGUUUUCUUUUUUGGUGGGUACUGUCUGGCACGUGUGGUAGUUGAAUUUUUGAAUUUCUCGUCGCGGUGUUUUUAUUUUUUGGAUUUCGGUUAUUGUGUUAAAUAAUUAAUGUGUUUUGGCACGGGAAUACAAAUUGUUUGUUUAUAUGAGCAUACGACGUGGGUGAUGAUUUAAAUUAAGAAUGACGGAAGUUGCCAUGAGUUUGAUUCCAUCCGGGAAUCGGGUAACUGCAGUUCGUCAUUACGAAGCUGCACCUCCGCUAGGAUACGAAUUAGUAGAACCUGGGGAGACUAUAGCCACUACGAAAGAAGAGGAGUGGGUUAGUAAAAAGAAAACAGAAGUAACGAACACCAAACAAAUAGAAACACGUGUGAAGAGACAAGUUGUCCUUGAAGAUGGCAAGGUUGUUGAAGACUCGGGACCUAUGGUCACAACUAAUACUACGGAAGAUUCGGCUACGCAAGAACAUCAUCAAACAGAGUUAAGAAAAUUGGGGGAUGAUGAAGUUGACGGAACCAAAGCACUCGAAGGCGUCGAUAAACAUGUCGUUGACGAAAAAUCCAACUGGGUUUCUGUCGCGAACCCAGACGGUAUCGUCAGGGAGGUUAAGGAACGUAAAGUUAUAUCCAGAGAAGAGACAGAAGAAGUCAAAGAGACGGAAGAUGUUCAACAUUUUGGCGACAUCACCGACGAAGCUUUCUUAGCAGCGGUAAAUACCGGUCAAUCAGAUUUGCGUAAGGUGCUUCGAAUAGAAAAAGGGGGACACCAAGUGGUGUCCACAGGUCCUAGAGUUUUAGUAGAUACAAAAAAAAGUAAAAAAACCACAGAUACCGAAGACGUUAGAGAGUUGAGCGCAGUACGCGAAGACGGUAAAAUCGUAACCGAAACACAGCGAACUACCGAACACGAAGAAGUUAACGACGAGGAAUUGCCAGAGGAUGCACCAGUACGAGAUUUCCAAAAGGAGAGUUCACAAAGAUAUUUGAAAACGAGAGAACAAGAAGACGUCGACUACAUCGCUGAUGGUGUGAAUAUCGGGCACGAAAUGAGGUUCAAAACAGAAACCAUGGAGGCGGAUCGUCGAGGAGACGGAGUAGAUGAACCCGACUUAUUUGAGUCUCUAUCUGCAAGAGCCCGUAGAAGAGCAAAUACCAGACAACCUUAUAGACAGAGAGGUCUAGAGGAAGUGGCGUCUCCGUUAGAUCGCAAAGACGCGCUCACCCGUAAACCGCUAGAUUUCGAUCAAGAAGAAGAAACCCGUAAAGUAGAAACGUCCAAAUGGCUAGAGCACCAUUUCGGCAGCGAUUCCCGUUCCUCCAAUAAUUCGACGGUCGAAGAGGAGGAAACCCCUCCGAAAACGAGUUUCUUUAACGUAACGAUUAAAUCGCAACCCUCUAGAACGGAACCCGUAGUACCCCAAAAUACAUUUGUCUCCUCGAUUAAGGAGACUUCGAGAGUUUAUAGUCCCGUUGAGCCGGAAAGGGACAGGAACCACGUCGGAGGAUACUAUAAAGGUAUUAACGAAUGGUCGGAGCACCGUCAGCAGUACCAUUACAACGAUCAACGACACUCUCCUUCGUAUCACACUCCAUCCCCUUAUUCCGGCGAUCGUAUGCGACGAUCCCCUAGUCCCGAUUAUCGUCCUUCCCGCUCACCCGUUCCGGAUUAUCGAAAUCGGCAUUCUCCAACACCAGAUUACGCUAGAAAUCAACAUUCGCCUAUUCACGACUACCCUCGGAACACUAGGAAAUCGCCUAAUCGAGAAAUAGUCACCGUCACACCGACUCCUCCUAGGAGGACGAAAAACGAAAGGCCACGGCAACGUAUCGUCGACGAUAGGAGCAGAUAUAAAAGCGAAUAUCGUAACGUAAGACGAGAGGAUGAUAGGAGUCACAUAUUGGAACACAUCGAAGAACCUCCCCCGGAUUAUUCGCCGCCGAGUCCUCCGCAAAUGCCGAGCGGGAAAAGACAAAAUCAAAAAACUAGAUUCGCCGUCGAACCGCCGCCCAAACCUCCAAAAUCCGGAAAUAUUAUAGGUCAAUCGAUUCGUAAACUAGUAGGCAAAAUACGUUCAGCAAGCGCGGAACGUAAGGCCCGACAACGCGCGAAACGUUCACCAUCACCGCCGUCCUACCAACAGGGUCACGUUAUCGAUAAUAUCGACCACAGGAAUCACGUAAUCGACAAUAACGCGUCCAGCAUGGAACGAUUGGAUCGACCGGUCCAACGGUAUUAUCUCGGAGAAGAUCCCUUCGGCGGAAGCAUUUACGGUAGAGAAAAUAAAUAUGAGAGUGCCAAACCUGCCAGGAAUUCGAGAAGGAGAGAAAUGGUACCGGAGGAAAGGAGGUCCCAGAGUACGUUGGGCAGAUUUAGUAAAUCUACAUCUCGUCUCGUGAACGGUCAACAUCACUUAGACGAAAGAAACUCGCAAACGCUACCACGCCACCUUCCAAAACAAGAUUUAGUACCGAGGUCUCUCAAUAAUAAGUCCAAUAGUACAAUCAACGUUUCUAUAAUAAAUACUGUAUCGUCUCCAAGGAAAAUAGAAGGUCCAGUUAAACCGCAACGAACUUUCAAAUCAAAUUUAUCACGAAGCAAGAGUUUGAACGUCCACGGAGGUAUGUACGCAUCUAAUCCACAGCUGAAUCAACCGAUAGGGCUCAAAAGUCCUGGAUUAAUUUCAAGUCUUAAUAGAAGCCAGAAAGAUAUUAACGAAGAUUCCUACACUAGCCGUUUUGCUAGAAACGGUAUAAGUGAACAUAGUGAGAAUAAAAGAGUGUUUUUAUCGUCUCUUAAAGACAAAGCUCCGGAGCUAUUCAAGACGUUAGAAGAAGAUGACAGUUAUCGAAAUAACAGAAGUUACAACGGCGAUAUGUAUGAACCUCCUACUAGAUUAAGGGAUACGAAAGUACUACCUAAUAACUCUGUUUAUCGUAGAGGUAGUGCUUCUAGUACAGAUUUUUCCGAAAUCUAUCAUACCACUACGAGAAAUGAUAAUGUCCACAAUCCCACAGUUACGAAUACCACGAAAAGUUUCAGUAGAAGAACAAUACCAUCGUCUAAUGGUAGAGGAGUCGAAACAAUACAAUCCAGCGAAACGAAAAUAACGAAAAGCAGCCAGCUUAGAGGUGGCAUGGAACCCGGUAAAUACCAACAAGAUAGAUGGUAUAAUAGUUCUGGAUCCAGACCUGUCGUUAUCGAGGUUAGGAAUUACAAAUAGUAUUUUUUUGUGCCUAUAACUUUUUUUAACUUGAUUUUUGUAACUUAUAUAUUUUAUUUCACUUAUGAUGCAACCAAUCGUGUUAACUUUAAAAUUAAUAAAUACUGUUAAUACA
Molecule: messenger RNA, 3495 nt
Organism: Diorhabda carinulata
Lineage: Eukaryota; Metazoa; Arthropoda; Insecta; Coleoptera; Chrysomelidae
Product: zinc finger CCCH domain-containing protein 13
Exons: 11
Coding region: 342-3380 (1012 amino acids)
Source: RefSeq, a predicted model, not a curated record